AUGCAGACCUUGGAGGCGGUAGAAGUGGAUCAUAUUAGGCGAUCAGAAAAUACCCGGGCAAACAUUCCCGCCAAAUUAGCAAGCACGAAGAAUCCAGGUAACAAUCGCUCUGUCAUUCAACAUAAUUUGCCUAACCCAUGCAUCGUCAUGAGUAUUGCAGACGCAACAGCUGAAGUUGCCGAAGAGACUUGGAUCACACCCAUCGUCAAUUACUUAUCUGAAGGAACCCUUCCACUUGAUCAAAAGGAAGCCAAGAAGGUGGUGCGAAGAAGCGCUCAUUUCUGCAUGAUACAAGGGCGUUUGUACAAAAGAGGAUGUUCAACCCCACUUCUAAAAUGCCUAAACCCCAAUGGCGUGGAGCACUUCCUAGAAGAAAUCCAUGAUGGGAUUAAUGGCCAUCACAUGGGCGGGCACACACUGGCAAGGAAAGCACUCAGGGCUGGUUUUUAUUGGCCAACCUUGGAGCGAGACGCCUAG
Molecule: messenger RNA, 477 nt
Organism: Gastrolobium bilobum
Lineage: Eukaryota; Viridiplantae; Streptophyta; Magnoliopsida; Fabales; Fabaceae
Exons: 1
Coding region: 1-477 (158 amino acids)
Source: RefSeq, a predicted model, not a curated record